UUAUAAAUAAAGUACAUAUUUAAGUAUAAAAUUACCUGUACAAUAUUUCAUAGUUGUAAAUGCUUCAUAACAAACUGUUACAGUUUUUGUUUCUUAAUGCAAAGUAUGACAGGUCUAUUUGUAAAGGAUAUAAUGGAAGUUUUGGAUGGCUUAGAUUUAUCAGAUAUAAUUCAAAAAUCUCAACUCAUCAGCAAGAGUUAAUGAAAAGAGGCCUUCCGAAAAAAGCACCUAUUGAAGGAGUUAGAUACAUAAUUCUUGUUGCUUCUGGAAAAGGUGGUGUUGGAAAAUCGACUACUGCUGUGAACUUAGCAGCAGCAAUUUCAGUUGUUAAACAGACAGCAAAUGUAGGGAUACUUGAUGCAGAUAUAUAUGGGCCUUCUAUUCCUAAAAUGAUGGGUUUGUCAGGUGAACCAACUCUUAGUAGAGAGAACUUAAUGAUUCCUUUAAAUAAUUUUGGCAUCAAAUGCAUGUCAAUAGGAUUUUUGGUUGAUGAUAAGUCUGCUAUUGUUUGGCGAGGACCAAUGGUCAUGUCAGCUAUUCACAAAUUGACAAGAGAAGUAAAUUGGAGUCCACUUGAUUAUUUGAUAAUUGAUAUGCCACCAGGUACUGGAGACACUCAACUUUCUAUAUCACAAGAAGUUCAUGUAAAUGGAGCCAUUGUUGUUACAACACCACAAGAUAUUGCACUGCUUGAUGCAAGAAGGGGGGCAGAAAUGUUUCGCAAAGUUAAUAUACCGGUGUUAGGAUUUGUACAAAAUAUGAGCGUAUUUGUUUGUCCAAAUUGUUCUUCUACAACACAUAUAUUUGGUGACAAUGGUACUCAGAAGUUAGCUAGUGAAAUGGGUGUUGAUAUUUUAGGAGAUGUUCCAUUACAUUUGAGUGUUCGAGAAAGUUGCGAUCAAGGUAUUCCUAUUGUAUUUUCAAGACCUGAAUCACCUGAGAGUCGUGUUUACAAGGAAAUUGCCUUAAAGAUAGUUGCUGAGUUUCCAAUCUAAAUUGUGGAUUACAGUAUAUCUUGAGCCUAAAGAACUUUUUACGGCACUUUAUUAUAACGCUUUAGUCACAUAAAUUGUAUAUUAGCUUCAUAAAGUUUUAUAAAGGUAAUAUAAAACUAUGUAAAUACAAGUAUAAAAAUGA
This is a messenger RNA of Hydra vulgaris (swiftwater hydra), 1137 nucleotides long. RefSeq names its product iron-sulfur cluster transfer protein NUBPL. Gene Ontology annotation, biological process: mitochondrial respiratory chain complex I assembly; iron-sulfur cluster assembly. Gene Ontology annotation, molecular function: 4 iron, 4 sulfur cluster binding; ATP binding; ATP-dependent FeS chaperone activity. The record is from RefSeq and is a predicted model, not a curated record. NCBI's taxonomy places the organism in Eukaryota, Metazoa, Cnidaria, Hydrozoa, Anthoathecata, Hydridae. Gene Ontology annotation, cellular component: mitochondrion.